CCGGGCCGUGGCGCAGCGCAGCGCAGCGGCCGGGCGCGCUCCGCUGCCGCCCCGCGCAGGCAGCCAAGGGGUUAAGGCCGCUGGGAGGCGCCGCGUGGCAGGAGGAAUUUUCAGCCGCGGCUCCGCGCGCAGAGCAGACGCGCGCCGGCCGCAGCCCGGCUCUCCGGGGGCGCAGCGCGCUGGGGGCGGCGGAGCCGAGCCCGGGAGGGGCCCCCUGGAGACCGGCCGCUGCCUGCUCCGCCCGGGAGGCCCCGCCGGGCCGGGAAGGACCCGGCUGCCCCGCGCGGGUCUCAGCUUGCAGCCGGGCGGGGGCGGCGGCGGGAGGCUGCUGCUCCCCCGGGAGCGCCCGGAGCGAUGGGCUCCUAGCCGGAGAGUAGCUGCUGCGCGCACGUCUGAGGAGCCCCGGCUGGGGGGGUUGUUCCCAGCGCCCCUCGCCGUGGAUUUGGGGACGGUCGCGGGCUGGGGCAGCCCCCGUCGGACGCUGCGGGGCCCGGGCCCCAGGGGUGGUUCUCCGAGUGCGGCGAGCGGGGUCCGGGGCCCCCGAUGGCCCCUGCGUGGGAGCUGAGCGCCUGGGCUGCUGCCUGCGGAGGUGCUUGACCCGCCCGCCCCCCGGGAAGAUGUACGAGAGUGUGGACGUAGCCGGGCUAAACCCCAGCCCCAACCCCUUCCUCAUGAUGGAUUUUUACAGCCAGACCCGGGCCUGCUUGCUCCAGGACAAAGGGAUCGGCCCCCCCACCCCGUACGGCCCCCCGCUCCGGAGCCAGCCCUGGAGCAGCUCCAGCCACUCCAUUGAGACGCAGAGCACCAGCUCCGAGGAGAUCGUCCCCAGCCCCCCGUCUCCGCCCCCGCUGCCCCGCAUCUACAAGCCCUGCUUCGUGUGCCAGGACAAAUCCUCCGGCUACCACUAUGGGGUGAGCGCCUGCGAGGGCUGCAAGGUGAGUGGGGGCAGGGCUGGGGGGCCGAGGGGGGUGACCCCCGGGCUGGUUCAGACAAGGGGACGAGGCGUUCUGGGUUCCAGUUGCGCCCUCACUCCUGCCCUGGGUCACUUCACCUCAGAGCAGCUGCUAACGGCCCCCACGUGCUCGCUCCUCUGCGCGUCGGGAACCCCACGCGCUCGAACAUGGCCCUCAAAGUCUCCGUUAAAGCAGGGCCCCUGUUCCUAGCCCAGCCCCCAGGGGGCGCUGGGCGCCUGCCCGGACCUGCACCGGCUUGGCAUGCCAAACGCUCCCAUCCUGCUCUGUAUUUACCCAGCCUGGGGUGCAGAGCCGCAGCACCCCCUGCUGGAUGGCCGGGGCACCAGCCUCCAGCCCUGAGGCUGCAGGGCAGCGUAAACCAUUCCUUGAAUGAGGAGGGAAACUGAGGCACAGGGCGACGUGAAGUCCCAUCCCAAGUGUGUCUGCACUAGGAAUAGAACCCCGGAGUCCUGGCUCCCCGUUCCUUGUAUUAACCACUAGACACCUCCCCCUUUACA
Messenger RNA from Trachemys scripta elegans, 1471 nucleotides. RefSeq names its product retinoic acid receptor alpha-like. Gene Ontology annotation, molecular function: nuclear glucocorticoid receptor binding; DNA-binding transcription factor activity, RNA polymerase II-specific; zinc ion binding. Gene Ontology annotation, cellular component: nucleus; transcription regulator complex. Gene Ontology annotation, biological process: regulation of transcription by RNA polymerase II; cellular response to corticotropin-releasing hormone stimulus. The record is from RefSeq and is a predicted model, not a curated record. NCBI's taxonomy places the organism in Eukaryota, Metazoa, Chordata, Testudines, Emydidae. Bases 618 to 1163 code for a protein of 181 amino acids. The transcript is spliced from 2 exons.